CAGAAUUUUCAUUUUUAGGUGAACUAUCCCGUCAGGUUUUCUGGGAUUUGCCCAAACACUCACAAUGAUUCAGUCCUCAGUUCAUGUGGUUUCAUCAGUUUCAGCCCUUUCUGUCAUGUUGUGUCUUGUUUUAUAUCAUAGAGAUAUUUUAAAUGAGUUUUAGGCUUAAUUUGAGAAGGCUUUUUUCUUUGCAGGUGACGAUGAGAGGCAGCUGGAGAUAGACAGGGAAAGAGAGCAGAUAGAGAAAGAGACAGAAGAGGACAGAGAGCCCAGGAUGCCUGAUGAAAGAGAGCAAGAGAGAGCAGCACUUGAGCGAGAGGCAGCCAGAGAUCUGACAACAUCAGUCUCUUUAGAUCUGGCACAGAUCACUGGCGUAUCAAGCCAGGAGGCUGUCCUGCUGCCUGAGGAGGAUCUGGGGCUGCCCAUGGAAAUGCCUGUGUUAGAAGAACGAGAAAAGACCCCGGUAUCUGUGUCUAUACCCAUACCGUCCCCUCCGCCCGGUGAAGAGGAGAAAAAGGCUGUUGAACCCAGAGAAGAGAGGGCAGUGAGAGAGUGGAGCCCUGAUCUUGAGCCUGCUGUAGCGAGGCCUGAAUCCCCUACAGAGCGGAGGAAGAGGAGGAGACAGCUGUUCUUCAUUGAUGAAAACACACAGAUCUCUCAAGAGGAAAUGAGGGCCCGGAUUGAUGACGUUGAGACAGAGACCAGGCCAUUGGCAUCACUUGUCAAACCACCGUUUGAGAAGAAGGGUGCUAAGGAACUACUCGAGAACCCUUGCAUGAGCCUUCCGCCUGAAAUCCUGGUGCUAUGGAAACAGGCCGCGGUCCUGAGGCCCAUCCCACCGUCCUGGCAGCGCAGGGAGGUUCCCGUAGCUGAGGAGAUACCAGAGAGAGAGCAGGAGAGACCAGAACCGGGACAGAGAGAGGAGGAGGAGAGAGAGCUUAGCUCUAAAGAGAUUCCCAGAGAAAUGUUGGAGUCUGGCCUCUUCCAGCAAGAAACACCAGCGUCUCUGGUGGUUUUGGAGACGACAGACAAGGAUUUCUCUCCACUGGAGACUCCUGAAAUGAGACGAUCCCCUGUUCCAGAAAUUCAGUUCGGUCUUGAGGGCAUCCCAGAAGAGAGGGUCCCAGAGAUGGAAGAUAUUACAAAGGAUAUCGAGGAACAAUUAAGGCCACAGGAUGUUAUUGAAGGUUUGGUGACCUUUCACUCUCUGCUGCCCCCUCAGGCCAGCCGCAGAAUUGUUGCCCAAAUGUUUUUGAGAUUGCUAGAGGAAAUAGUCGCAGGACAGGUCACAGUGCGACAGGACGAGCCGUAUGGUGACAUCAUCAUUUCACAGCUGUAGAUCGAUGAGGACUGAUGAGGACUUGCCAUUGUUUCAGGACAAAACUGGUAUGAGGAGAUUUAUUCACAUGGCUUAUUAUGUAAGUGUUCUGGUUCAUGAAUUUUAUAACAACUGAAACAGUUUUAGUUGUGGUAACAUUACUGAUGGUUUAACAUGUUUGUUAUUGUUAUUUUAUUAUUGUGAUAUUUUGUACUCUAUGAAAAAAAAAGUUUUGUCUUUUUAAGAAUCAACUUUUAUGCAAUGUUUUCUAUAUUAUUCUAAUGAUACCAUGUUUAGUACAGUAUUUCUGUUUUUACUAUAAUAUUAAAUUGUACUGUUAACAUAAUUAGGUUUUACUGUUCCACACCUAAUAUUUAUUUCUUAAUAUUUAUCUCAUUUUUACAUACAGCACGUAUGAAAUCUGCAUUGUUGCUAGUUUUAAUCAAUAAAGUUUAUAUUGCCCUGUUCAUAAGAAACUAAUAAAAACUGUAUACAAUUCAUAUUUGUAUUGACUCUAAUUUCACCAGUUUCACCAUGUUUAACUGUGUAAAUGUGAUAUAGCAUGAAGCUUUACAAACACAAAUAGUUUUCUUAUUUUAUUACAAACUCUUAUUUUUACAGGUUCAUCUCAACAACACAACUGUGCAAUAUAUAUUUAUCAGUUUGUUUACCA
Molecule: messenger RNA, 1991 nt
Organism: Cyprinus carpio (common carp)
Lineage: Eukaryota; Metazoa; Chordata; Actinopteri; Cypriniformes; Cyprinidae
Product: meiotic recombination protein REC8 homolog
Source: RefSeq, a predicted model, not a curated record